GAACCAGAUGAAAGAACGAAACGCAUUCCCGAGCUCAGCUUAACUUUAACCUUACCGCCUACCACACCUGCCCACCCAUCUACUCGUAUCAUACCUGCCUCCCUCAAAGACAAGCAGCUGCCGGAAACCAUCCACAGACCAUCAAUCACAGCGACACGAUAGCAAAACACGAUGGCAGACAGACUAUCCCAGCUUCAAGACGCUAUCGAUCAGGUACUCCCCCCCCUCAUCCGUCCAUCUCCGUGUACACGCGCAACUCUACCCCUCCUCCUUCCAGAACUAAGCUGACAAAAAAACCCAACCCCAGAUGGCAACCCAAUUCUUCAGCGCCCUUCGUUACAUCGGUACCCAUCACGACGCAGUACCCGUCGGUAGCGAAGCGAAAGUCACCGACGAUACCGGCAUUGCCCCCCCUUCUUCCCCAUUUAUCCACCGCUAACACCCAAUAGCUGUUAUCGACGACAAAUCCACAUUUGACGGUACCCCCGCGCUCUCUCCCCGACUUCCACGAAAUGCAAAAGCUAAUAACAAUAAUUCCUACAGCCGCAAAGGUCGAACUCGCCCGUGAUUUAAUAUUCAAAUCCAAGCAGAUCGAGUUCCUGAUCACCUCCCUACCGGGCAUUGGCGUUUCUGAGGACGAGCAGCAGGAGCGGUUGAAGAAUUUGGAGACCGAGUUGAAGGAGGCGGAGGAGGAGAGGUGUAGGGCCGUGCGGGAGAGGGAAAAGGCGGCGGAGGAUUUGGAUGCAGUUAUUCGAGAGUUGAGAAGGUUCUGAGCCUGUUGGAGAGGAGGACGAGAGGGGCCUUUCCUUUGUCGGAUAUUGUAGGGGGGUAUAUCGAGAGCUACAAUGCGCAUUGGAGGAAGGGAUUACCGGCGUUUUUCUCCCCUUCAACUGGGAGGAUACCCUUUCAGGUACGAUGGGCUGUUUCUACUUCUUGAGCACGAAGGGCUCCACGUUUUGCAAUAGGUUGGAAGUAUAUGGAUGCUAAUUUGCUAGCCCCGAGCUUUUUGGCACUUUUUAGCUUUGAUAACGGUAUGGAGACGGCAUUUUACUGCC
Messenger RNA from Tuber aestivum (summer truffle), 1055 nucleotides. The record is from the annotation of a GenBank genome assembly. Lineage: Eukaryota; Fungi; Ascomycota; Pezizomycetes; Pezizales; Tuberaceae.